Molecule: messenger RNA, 3762 nt
Organism: Ahaetulla prasina
Lineage: Eukaryota; Metazoa; Chordata; Lepidosauria; Squamata; Colubridae
Gene: POC5
Product: POC5 centriolar protein
Exons: 24
Coding region: 369-2879 (836 amino acids)
Cellular component (GO): centrosome
Source: RefSeq, a predicted model, not a curated record
UUGAAACUGCCAGGCUUUUGCUGGGGAAAAGAGGAGCGGCGGCUCCUCUUCAGGUGAGCGGGGAGCGUCUGGUUGCGACGUUGGGGAGGUAGGAAGCCCGACUGAGGUGCAGGAAAGAAAACGUAACUGGGGUGCAGAAGGCGCAGUUAACUCGUGAAAUUGUUUAGAUUGCGUCGAACCAAAGGGCGCCGUUAUAGAUGUGCUGACCCACAACUGGGAGGCAUCAGGCUGGGAAGGAUGAUUUCCUCAUCAGGUCAACUUUUCUUUCUGGAUGUAAGCCAAUCUAUAAGAGCAAGUAUAACAAAGCCAUGGUUUUCCAGACCCUGAGCACCAACCAAUUCCUAUUACAGGAAGUACUUUAAUGUAAGAUGUCAUCAUCUGAAGAGAAAAGCGCAAGUCCUGUUCUACCAAAAGAUUCUGAUCGAGGCAGUUCUGUCUCUUCUGAUCUUCAGGAUGAAUAUGAAGAGUUGCUUCGUUAUGCAGUAGUUACCCCUAAGUUUGAGCCAAGUGGAUUACGACAAUCAGAUCACAUGGAGGUUCAUCAGAUACCUGCAGGAAAGAGUCCAGGAAUGAGUGGCUACAGGCAUGAAAGUGCAGGAGUGAAAUGGAGGUGCCAUGGAAGAACCCCAGAACUUGCAACAUCUAGUCGAACAACAAGAAUAGAAGUUUCAGCGGCAGUAAAGGAGUCAGCUCAUAUGGACAUGGAAGGACUUUGCCCAAUCCGAUCAGAAGAAACUUGUUCGCCAGGGUCCUCAUCUAGUCAAAGAGAUCUUCAAGGGACAUAUGUAACUGACAUGAGCCUUUCAGAUGAUAGAGUGACCCACAUAGAGAGCAUUCUUGAUCUGUGGAGUGGCAGCCUUAAAACUAACGUUUUGACUGAGCUGAGGAAAUGGAAACUUCGUUUUAUUGAACAUCAUACCUUAGAGAUGAGACAAGAAAGAGAAAAGCAUGCAGCCGAUGUGAGACAAUUGACUAAUCAGAUGGAGAACUUGAAGGAAUUGCUUCAUACGUAUGAGAUUUCCUUAGGGAGAAAGGAUGAGGUAAUUGCAAAUCUAACACAGGCAAUUGAGAAACAAAAGGACAGGAUAGAGUUAAUGAAAAAAUUCACAAAAUGGCGACUUCAGCAUUUUUUGGGCAAACAAAAGGCCAAAGAAGAGAUGUACGCAAAUAAACUGGCUGAUCGGCUAUAUAAAUUAGGCUUGUUGAAGAAAGCCUGGGCGAUUUGGCGAUCCCACUUUAAUACAAAAUGGAAAGAAACCAUGGAAAAAGCUGUUCAGACGAGUGUGGAAUCUAUGCGUGCUGCACUCACCAAUGAAUAUGAAGCCAAACUUCAAACGGUAAAUAGCGCACUUGAGGAGGCCAGAUCUGAAAUUAUUGAACUGCAGAACCAAAGACAAGAUUAUGAAGAUGCCAUGAAGAAGGCUUUCAUGCGGGGUGUCUGUGCACUGAAUUUAGAGGCAAUGAGCAUGUUUCAGGGCAAAGAUUUCAAACUUGACCAGGUGGGAAGUCAGCUUCAGCCUGGCCCAUCAGUUAGAUCAAGCAUAUUUCGUCAGCAACAGGAGCAAGUAAACAGUGAAGUGCGAAGUCAGCAUCAGCCUGGCCUGUCAACCAGAUCAAGCACGUUUCGUCAGCAGCAGGAGCAAAUAGACGAUGACGUGAGAAAUCAGCUUCGUUCAGGCCCAUCAACCAGAUCAAGCAUGUUUCGUCAGCAGCAGGAGCAAGUAAACGGUGAAGUGAGAAAUACGCUUCAUCCUGGCCCAUCAAACAGACCGAGCUUGUUUCGUCAGCAGCAGGAGCAAGUAAACGGUGAAGUGAGAAAUCCUGGCCCAUCAAACAAACCGAGCUUGUUUCAUCAGCAGCAGGAGCAAGUAAACAGUGAAGCGCGAAAUCAGCUUCAGCCUGGCCCAUCAGUUAGAUCAAGCAUAUUUCAGCAGCAGCAGCAGGAGCAAGUAGUAGAUGGUGAAGUGCGAAAUCAGCUUCAUCCGGGCCCAUCAAACAGAUCAAACGUGUUUCAGCAGCAGCAGGAGCAAGAAGAUGGUGAAGUGAGAAAUUCGCUUCAACCUGGCCCAUCCAACAGACCGAGCAUGUUUCGUCAGCAGCAGGAGCAAGCAAACGGUGAAGCACGAAAUCAGCUUCAGCCUGUCCCAUCAGUUAGAUCAAGCAUAUUUCAGCAACAGCAGCAGGAGCAAGUAGACGGUGAAGUGCGAAGUCAGCUUCAGCCUGGCCCCUUAGCCAGAUCGAACAUGUUUCGUCAGCAGCAGGAGCAAGAAGAUGGUGAAGUAGUUGAUCUACCAGAAAAAAGAGCAGAAUCUGGUGCUGGCACUGGUGGACCUACAGCAAAAUUUUCUUCAUUUCAGCCUAUGCCAUCUACUUCCUCACUGCCACAACCACCACCCCAUUUUGCUGCGACAACAGCAGGGUCUGCUCCUGCAGAAGACCUGUUUUCUUCUCAUCAAGGCCAUGCAGUAACAUCUCAAACCAGAUUAGACUCUGCUGCUGCAUUAACAGGCUGCGGUGCUGCCACGGGAUCAGGCACAAUGUGCAUUUCAAAACUGCCCAUGACUAGGGUGGUAACAUCAGCUCAACAAAAGCCUGGAAGGACAGUUACUGCGAAAAUUACUGGUCGUUCAGAUUUUUCAGCAAAGAAUCGUAUUUGCAGUAACUUAGAUGUCUUGGGUGUUUCGCCCCCCAUGAAUUCUGUUGUGGUGGAGAAACAUCAUCCUGUCACUCAGCAAACUAUAUCUCAAGCUGUUGCUGCUAAAUAUCCUCGAACUCUGCACCAGUCUUCUAAUGCUAUUGGCGUGAGACAUCUAGGACACAAUGGGAAAACUCCUGCCCAGACUCACAACAACAUCCAGUCAAUAAAGGUAGUGGAGUAGGUUAGCUGGUUGAAACGCCUGUACUUUAUUUUAAGCACAUGAAGAACAUUUUCCAGGUUAUUGUUUAAAAUGUGCUCCCUGGUGUUUGCAGAUUAAUGGAAUAAUAACCCAAGAUGCAUCAUGUUUGUCAUCUCAAUAAUAUUGUACAUAUAGAGAUAUUUUGAAGUGUAAAAAGUGUGCCACUGAAGAUGGCACAAUGUAGUUCUGUGUAACUGCAAAUAAGGUAUACUUGAAAUUUUUACUUUCUUACACUUAUUAUAUGUGCUUAUUUAAUGUUUUUAAUAAAAAUGAAGCAUUGAACUUGUAUAUUCUAAAAGGUAUUUCUGCUUUAUACGUGAACGUAAGCAUAGAUCAUUUUGCCACAUUCUGAAUUAUUAUCUAAAUUGUCCAUAUUGUAAUCAGACUUGAUAUUCAGAAAUUUUUUGGUUCUGCUAUAUUUUAUCUUCAGCCAUUCAUAGAACAUUACAGAGAAUUUUACUUUGUGCAACAUAAAAUUGGUUUAUUACUCUUACUCCACUAUGGAGUGGUAUAUAAAUCUAAGUAUUUAUUGCUGUUGCUGUUUACUAUAGUGGGAAUCAAGUUGUGUGUUUCCAUUAUUUACUGACAUCUCAACUCCAUCUGUACUUUCACCAAUACAAAAAUACCCCUCAGGUUGGGAGGGGGGAAAGAAUAGGAAUGCAUCAUUAGAUACUGUAAUACCCUAAAUCUAGAUGAAUAAAUAAACACCAACUUUUAUGUAAAAUAGCAGUGCUGUGAGUCUUCUCCAUACUGAAAACAAUUUUUCCCAUUACAAUUUGCAGUGAGAGCAAUGAAAAUUAGCAGUUUUAUGUUCAUGGAUUUUAUCUCUUAGCUCCAAAUACUGCUCCAUUCUUGCUAUCUCUUA